Closterium sp. Naga37s-1 is the source of this 1131-nucleotide messenger RNA. The record is from the annotation of a GenBank genome assembly. Lineage: Eukaryota; Viridiplantae; Streptophyta; Zygnematophyceae; Desmidiales; Closteriaceae.
AUGGCUUAUGCUCGGGUGGCCGUCGUGUUUGCACUACUGCUGCACGCAACAUGCCUCUCACCGUCGCUUGGUGUUCUCCACAUCCGGCCUCUCAGUGAAGCACCCAGCGCCCGCUACCAGUUAAAAAAGGCCAAGGCGCCUGGUAAGAGUGCCAGCACCCGCUACGAGCGCCUGGCAAGCAUCAAACGCAGUCGACUGCCGUAUGCCCCAGCGACAUUGUCUGCCCGUCGGGCGCGUCAUGCGUGGUGGACAUGUCGUCUCCCCUCCCCCCCUCCCCUCCCCCUCUUCCGCCCUCUCCCGUCCCCCUCUGCCCCCCUCUCCCCUCCCCCAGCCGUAUGCCCCAGUGACAUCGUCUGCCCGUCAGGUGCAUCAUGCGCGGUGGGCAGCGUCGGCUUCCCCUUCUGCAAGUGCCCGGUGGGGCAGGCCAUAAUCAACGGCGCGUGCGGCCCCGCCGCGAGCUGGAGCACGGUGGGCACGAAUGUUGUCCUCUACACGCGCGCCAGCUUCGCCAACGACCCGGGAGUCGCGCCCGCUGUGCUGCGCGCGCCGCCGCCCAACACGUCCGCCUGCGUGAACAUCCCGUUUGCCUUCCAGGGAGGCCACGUGGGGUCGCUGCGCAUCAUGUGGAAUGUGGAUGACGGCGCGCCGGAUCACCUGGUGUGCGGCAAGGUGGUGUUUUGGGCCUAUGGGGACUGCGUCGGCUCGAGUCAGGUGGUCGAAAUUCCCGGCAAGUGGAUGGCCGCCAAGCCCGACAACUUCAAAUACGCGACUACCAGUUACAAGAAGACAUUCAACGUCCUUGGCACGGGCGGGUCCAUCUCGUGCCUCGCCGCCACUCUGCCGCCCGUCUCCAACCUUUGUGACACGCCAUCCUGCCCCGGCACCUCUCUCCCUCUCUCCCACUUGCGUCCCCCCUCCCUCUCUCCCUCUGUCCAACCUCCCAUCCUCAUCAUGAACCCCCCCACCAUCACUCUUUUCCCCUCUGCUUGUGGCCCUUGCGAGGUCACUCUGAUGUUUCUGUCAUUCACUUCCCCCACACGCCUCUUCUCCCUUCGCUCCCCCUCCCAUCACUCUCCAUCGCAUAACUCUCCCCCGCAUGCCUACCUGUCUUACAUGUUUCCGCACCCUUAA